AACCGGAUCCGGACCAACCGAUAGGACCAAACCCGGUGCUGUAAGGCUGUCCAUCAUGAAGAAGCGUGGUAAAAAGCAUCUGGAGGAGGAGGAGACGUUGUGCUGCUGCGAGUAUGUGAACAGACUGGGGGAGCGCAGCCAUGUGGCCGCCUGCUGCUGCGACUGUGAGGACCUGGACGAUGCCUGUGACCGGUUUCUAAAGAGGGAGUCUCAGAAACCCGAGUCCCUGUCUCAUGUGGCUGCAGUUUUCACAGACCGGAUCCGAGUGCCCUGGCUGUGGGGGGGGGCUCGCAGAGUGGAGCUGUCCGUCAUCCCUCCUCUCAUCCUCCUCCCGGUGCUUCUUCACAUCGCUGCCCUCCACUUCCUGCUGGGCGUGGUGUCUCUGAUCGCUCUGCCCGGCCUGGUGCUGUGGUACUACUACUCCACCCACCGCAAGAAGGGCCGCACGCUGUUCUUCCUCAGCCUCGCCCUCUUCUCCAUCGGGUACAUGUACUUCUUGUUCCUCACCGAGGUGCUUCCCCGCGGGGAUUUUGGUCUCAUCCAGCCGGCUGUUGUAACUUUAGGGGUCAUACUCACCCUGGCGGCGCUUUUCCACACUAAGAGAGACCCUGGCAUCGUGCGGCUGAACCUAGAGGACGUCCACAGCACGGUGACGUAUCACAGCCCUCUGGCAGAGAGAGACUCUGCUGUGAAUGGGGGGAAACACGACGUGACGAUGACUGUAGCCAACAGGGCGGAAACGGCGAAGCAAGGGGAGGCGGAUCUGCAGGAAAGCGGCCAUAGGAACUGGUGUCCCGUGUGCAAAGUGGUGAGACCCCCGAGGGCGGGACACUGUCGGAUCUGUGGCGUCUGCGUCCGGCGUCUGGACCACCACUGUGUCUGGAUAAACAGCUGUGUGGGGCUGGCCAAUCACCGCAGCUUCCUGCUUCUGCUCCUCCUCUUCCUGUCGACGUCUCUGUACGGGAUCGGCCUGGUGCUGCGGAGCGUGUGUCCGGAUCAGCUGCUCCUCACCGCCCUUCUGUACUGCCCCGGGGUCUACGACCAGUACAGCGCUGCGCUGUGCUUCACCUGUGCGUGGUACAGCAGCAUGGUGUCCUGCGGGCUGCUCCACCUGCUGCUGGUGCAGAUCAUCAACGUCAGCUUCAACGUGACGGAGCGCGAGGCCCGUCUGGCCCUGAGAGAGAAGACCGCUCGCAGCUCCUACUGGGGGCUCGUCGUGGACACCGGGGUCUACUCUCGAGGUUUCCGUGAAAACUGGGCUGAGUUCAUGAGCAUGGGAGAAAAACUGAAUCCCCCAACCCCCCUCCCCACAGACCUGGUUGCCUUGCUGGGAGACGGACAAAAACGAGACUGAGUAAUGUGUCCUGCUUCUCGUGGAGACGUUUUCUCGGCAGCAGCACAAUGACGACGAGUCCCGCACAAAAACACCGACUGGACGUUCUUUUUCUCCAGGAACUUUUCACAAAAACUUUUAUCAGCCUCACUCGGACUUGGAUAUUUGUCGCGGAUGAAUUAAACAUCUCAGCAGCUCAUCAGGCUGAUUAAAGUGUUACAGCUUGCAUUAAUCACAAUGAUUGAUUGGUUAGUUAUAAAUAUAUGAGCAGCUACGUUUUAUAUCAAGCUGGUUCGAACUCCUGAAUGGACCAGCUCUGGGAAUAUGAAAAAAGUGAAUAUACACAUAAAUGUCACCUUGAGAAGUU
Messenger RNA from Gymnodraco acuticeps, 1700 nucleotides. RefSeq names its product zinc finger DHHC-type palmitoyltransferase 23b (gene zdhhc23b). Lineage: Eukaryota; Metazoa; Chordata; Actinopteri; Perciformes; Bathydraconidae. Gene Ontology annotation, biological process: protein targeting to membrane; peptidyl-L-cysteine S-palmitoylation. The record is from RefSeq and is a predicted model, not a curated record. Gene Ontology annotation, molecular function: protein-cysteine S-palmitoyltransferase activity. Gene Ontology annotation, cellular component: Golgi apparatus; endoplasmic reticulum.